CAUUGCUGGCAACAAGCAGUCAAAAGAAUGCAGUGACGUAUGCCCAGGCAUCAUGGAAAACAGCCCUCAGUGCAGGAAGACCAUGUUCAAUGACAACUACAGCUACCGCUGCUGGAGCUCCAACCACUGCCAAAAAGAGUGCCCUGAGAAAUGCGGACGGCGAGCGUGCACUGCAGAUGGCAGGUGCUGUCACCCCCAGUGCCUGGGCAGCUGUACGGCCCCCGACAGCGACACAGCGUGUGCCGCCUGCCUGCACUAUUACCACGAGGGGAGCUGUGUGCCCACCUGCCCGGCUGGGACCUACAAGUUCGAGGGCUGGCGCUGCAUCACCGCCGACCUCUGCUCUAAGAUUCAUCUGCCUGACUUUGACAAAUUCGUCAUCCACUCCAGAGAGUGCAUGCCAGACUGCCCCUCCGGCUUUGAGCGCACCGCCCCAGACAGCAUGUUCUGCAGAGCAUGUGAUGGUCUGUGUGAUAAGGUGUGCGAGGAGAAGGUUAUCGACUCCGUGGAUGCUGCCCAGUCGCUUAAAGGCUGCACUGUUAUCAAAGGCAACCUGCACGUCAACAUCCGCCGAGGCCACAACAUGGUGGCCGAGUUGGAGAGCUUCAUGGGGCUGAUCCAGAGGGUGACCGGCUACGUUCGGAUCCGACACUCCCACACCCUGGGGUCCCUGGCCUUCCUCAAGAGCCUGCGCUACAUCGACGGAGAGGAGCUACUAGAUGAUAUGUACGCCUUCUCGGCAUUUGACAACCAACACCUGCAGUACUUGUGGGACUGGAAACAACACAACCUGACCAUCAAGACGGGGAAGCUGUUCUUCAGAGCCAACCCCAAGCUCUGCAUAUCCGAGAUCCGUAAGAUGUGGCAGAAGACCGGUGUCCAGGGAGACUUCGAGCAGAGUGACAUCCGGAACAACGGAGACAGAGCCAGCUGUGAAAGCACCAUCCUUAAGUUUAAGUCCAACAGCACCAGCAGCACAAGGAUCAAACUGACAUGGGAGCGGUACCGACCCCCUGACUACAGAGACCUCAUCAGCUUCAUCGUCUACUACAAGGAGGCGCCUUUCCAGAACAUCACUGAGUUUGAUGGACAGGAUGGCUGUGGCUCCAACAGCUGGAAUAUGGUGGACGUGGAGCUGAGGCAGGACAAGGACACUGACCCUGGAGUGCUACUGUCCAACCUUAAGCCUUGGACCCAGUAUGCUGUGUUUGUGAAGGCUAUCACUCUCAUGGUCGAGGACAAACACAUGCCUGGUGCAAAAAGCAAGUUGGUCUACAUCUGCACCACCCCAGCAGCGCCCUCGAUGCCACUGGAUGUACGAGCUUACUCCAACUCCUCCACCCAGCUGGUGGUUCGCUGGUCUCCCCCUGUCUCCCCCAAUGGAAACCAUACCUACUACCUGCUUCGCUGGCAGCAGCAGGCUGAAGACAGGGAGCUGUAUCAGCACAACUACUGCUCAAAAGAGCUGAAAAUUCCUAUUAGGAUAGCUGCCACGGGUGUGGGAGACCAAGAAGAGGACACAGAACCCACCAAGCCGGACCCCGAUGGGGCCGACAAGGGCCCUUGCUGUCCCUGCCCCAAGUCUGUUGAGGACUUGGAGGCUGAGGCAGCUGACGCCUCCUACCGCAAAGUCUUCGAAAACUUCCUGCACAACUCUAUUUUCACACCUCGUCCUCCAGAUCGUCGUCGUAGAGACCUAUUUGGCGUCGCCAACGCAACCGUCUCCCGCACCAGCCGGCCAUACACCAACACGAGUGCCCCUCCCCUGCAGGCUGCUGGCAACAGUAACAGGAGCACCUCGGACUCAGAGCUGUCAGAACAGGAGUUCGAGUUCCUGGAACAGGCUGUGACAGAGAGGGAACUGCAGAUCUCCGGUCUGCAACCUUUCACCGUCUACCGCAUCGACGUGCAUGCCUGCAAUGAGCAGGUCAGGCGCUGCAGCGCCGCAGAGUUUGUCUUCUCGAGGACCAAACCUGCAGAGAAGGCAGAUGACAUCCCUGGACCAGUGAGCUGGGAGGGGCAAGAGGACUGGGUGGUCCUGCGCUGGCCAGAGCCGCCCCGCCCCAAUGGACUAAUCCUCAUGUAUGAGCUCAAAUUUAGACUGACCGCUGAGACAGAGAAGCAUGAGUGUGUGUCGCGGCAGAUGUACCAGGAGCUGCGUGGAGCGCGGUUGUCCAAUCUCAGCCCUGGGAAUUACUCUGUCUGCAUUAGAGCCACGUCACUCGCCGGGAACGGAUCCUGGACCCAGCCUGUGGCCUUCUAUGUACCUGAACGAUAUGAGAGCUUCCUCUACAUCAUGAUUUUUGUCCCUGUCGCCAUUGUACUCUUCAUUUGCUCCCUGGUCACACUGCUGGUCGUCUUCAACAGGAAACGGAACAGUGACCGGCUGGGGAAUGGCGUCCUCUAUGCAUCAGUCAAUCCGGAGUAUUUCAGCGCAGCAGAGAUGUACGUGCCAGACGAGUGGGAGGUGGCGAGGGACAGGAUUACUCUCAGCAGGGAGCUCGGCCAGGGUUCCUUCGGCAUGGUGUAUGAGGGUAUGGCCAAGGGCGUGGUCAAAGACGAGGCAGAGACCCGCGUCGCCGUCAAGACCGUCAACGAGUCGGCCAGCAUGAGGGAGCGCAUCGAGUUCCUCAACGAGGCCUCCGUCAUGAAGGAGUUCAACUGUCACCACGUGGUACGUCUCCUAGGCGUGGUCUCUCAAGGACAGCCCACCCUGGUCAUCAUGGAGCUCAUGACCCGCGGAGACCUGAAGAGCUACCUGCGCUCACUCCGACCCAAAGAGAUGAUCCAGAUGGCGGGGGAGAUAGCAGACGGGAUGGCCUACCUUAACGCCAACAAGUUUGUCCACAGAGACCUGGCAGCCCGGAACUGUAUGGUCGCCGAGGACUUCACCGUCAAGAUAGGAGACUUCGGUAUGACCAGGGACAUAUAUGAGACAGAUUACUAUCGCAAAGGAGGGAAAGGGCUCCUGCCAGUCCGCUGGAUGUCCCCCGAGUCUUUGAAAGAUGGAGUCUUCACUACCAAUUCAGACGUCUGGUCGUUUGGAGUGGUGCUGUGGGAGGUGGUGACCCUGGCGGAGCAGCCCUACCAGGGGAUGUCGAACGAGCAGGUCCUUCGCUUUGUUAUGGAUGGAGGACUCCUAGAAAAACCACAACACUGUCCUGAUAUGCUGUUUGAGCUCAUGCGGAUGUGUUGGCAGUACAACCCUAAGAUGCGUCCAUCCUUUGUGGAGAUCAUCGGCAGCCUAGCGGAGGAGCUGGAACCCAGCUUCCGGGAGUUCAGCUUCUUCUACAGCGAGGACAACAAAACGCCCGGCGGCCAGGAGCUGGACAUGGACAACAUGGAGAACAUUCCGCUGGACCCGCCCACCUCCGACCACACACUGCAGACCCCGGCCCCGCAGCAGGCACCGCCUUCCCCCAGCUCCAAACCUUCACCUGCCCAAACAGUAGGUGCCGGGCAUCCCUCGGCCCCCUCUCCCGUGCCCCCUUCCUCCCCUGGUUCUGCCAUGGACAAGCAGUCAGCGGGCCAGCAGGCAGCCAAUGGACCGGCGGGGGCAGUGCCCGAGGUAGUGAUGUGUUCGUCACUGGAUGACCUGCCCCCGUAUGCCCACAUGAACGGAGGACGCAAGAAUGAGCGUGCCAUGCCCCUCCCCCAGUCCUCAGCCUGCUGA
Lampris incognitus (smalleye Pacific opah) is the source of this 3673-nucleotide messenger RNA. Its product is annotated as insulin-like growth factor 1 receptor. Gene Ontology annotation, molecular function: insulin receptor activity; ATP binding; insulin receptor substrate binding. Gene Ontology annotation, biological process: positive regulation of kinase activity; positive regulation of phosphatidylinositol 3-kinase/protein kinase B signal transduction; regulation of JNK cascade. The coding region runs from base 53 to 3673 and encodes 1206 amino acids. Gene Ontology annotation, cellular component: membrane; axon; insulin receptor complex. The transcript is spliced from 20 exons. Lineage: Eukaryota; Metazoa; Chordata; Actinopteri; Lampriformes; Lampridae. The record is from RefSeq and is a predicted model, not a curated record.